AUGGGACCCCGCGAGAGUGGGAGCAGCUCUGGUCAGCGGGAUCUCUUCCAGGAAUGGUCGAGCAUGCGCAUGCAGCAGAUCAAAGAUGUGGUGGCUUGGGAACUGGACAGGCUGUCGCAGGACCUGCAUGAGCAGGUUUUCGGUUCCCAGCACCCGUUUUCCAACUUGCUGGGACCUGCGAACAGGCACUCUCGUGCCCCGAGAGUUAGCGAGCUAGCGGCCGAGCUAGCUCCACCACUCUUCGACACUGGCGUUGCUGGAGGCUCCGCUGCAGUUGGCCUACGCCGAUUUCAUGUCGAAAUAACAUGCCAGAAGCUAUUGUCCUUCUGUUAG
This is a messenger RNA of Symbiodinium sp. CCMP2592, 333 nucleotides long. Lineage: Eukaryota; Dinophyceae; Suessiales; Symbiodiniaceae. The record is from the annotation of a GenBank genome assembly.